AUGUCAGAGACGGAGGCGCGGUUAUCACCUUGGGGCCAAAAAGGCGUGAAGUCCAUUCCUGCUCCCUGGAAGAUCGAUGUUUGUCUGGAGCCAUUCCGCGCGAACAUUUGCAAGUCCUUCGUACUCCGGGUGAAAGACUUCCUUUUGUCCUAUUUGAAUCAUGGCCAGAAAGCAGCUGAAAAGAACACGAUUUUGCCGUGUACCAUCGUGGACCCUUCCUGCAUGCGCAUUCAUGAAGAUUGCUCAGAUAUGUUUUUCGGUGCAUGUGCCUUGUACUCAGAUGAUGAUGAUGUAUGA
Effrenium voratum is the source of this 297-nucleotide messenger RNA. The record is from the annotation of a GenBank genome assembly. Lineage: Eukaryota; Dinophyceae; Suessiales; Symbiodiniaceae.